AUGGAUUAUUAUUAUUCUAAAGCAACAUGUUUGGUGAUAGUGUUCUUUGUUUGUUUCAAUUGCAAAUUCAAUCAUGCCUCUAACCCUAAUCUUUCAAGAGAAGAAGACUUGGAGAUUGAAAGACAACUCAAACUUCUCAAUAAACCAUUCAUCAAAACAUACAAGACGAAGGAAGGAGAUAUCAUUGAUUGUGUCGACAUCAACAAACAACCUGCCCUCGAUCAUCCUUUACUAAAGAAUCACAAAGUUCAGACUCUGCCAAGUGAAUUUGUAUCUAAAUUGUUCAAAGAAGAUUCGUCUCAAUCAAACAAUGGGAUACUCACAAGUAAUAACAACAAUGGAGAAGGUUGUCCUGUUGGAUUUGUUCCUAUUAGAAGAACAUUGAAAGAAGAUCUAAUUAGGUUAAAAUCUCUAUCAUCCAACAGCAAAAACCAACAAUCAUCGAUGAAUCCAGAAGAUGAUGAUCUAUCUGGUGAUUCUUUUUACGACGCCGUCAGAUUUCCUUACUAUCAAAAUGUUGUUUCUCAUUCGUUGAUAAAAGCACAAUAUUAUCAUGGAGCCAAAGCUCGAAUUGCUGUGCACAAUGUGAGUUUGAGUGACAAUGGUCAAUCUUCUUCGGCUAACAUAUGGGUUCUUGGUGGCUCUGAUGAUUCUCUUAAUGUUCUUAUGGCUGGUUGGCAGGUGAAUCCAGCUGUAAAUGGUGAUAAUCUCCCUCGAACCUUCGUGUAUUGGACGGUUGACACAGGUGUUACAACAGGAUGUUACAAUAUGCUAUGUCAAGGAUUCGUGUUGGUAAAUCCAAAUAUUCACGUAGGCAGUAGUAUUCUUCCAGCCUCCAUCUAUCAAGGACAACAAUAUGACUAUCAAUUUAGUAUCGUCCAGGCUAUAGGGCAUUGGUGGGUUCGAGUAGGUGAUAACCAAGUGGGAUUAGGAUAUUGGCCAAACGAGUUGUUUCCAAAUCUACUUAGGGGGGCAGAUCAAGUUGCAUGGGGAGGCAGUGCACAGCCUACACUAUAUGGUGAUGAAAGCCCUCCAUUGGGAAGUGGGCACAAGCCAAAUGGUAAACCCGAUGAAGCCAUUUUCGUUAGGAACAUACAAUACAUAGCACCUAACUACAUACUCUCAAUACCCACUUUGAACAACACAAUAAAUUAUGUGAGUAACUCUUCCUGUUAUGAUUUGAUCUCUAAUGAGAAUUGUAGUUUUGAUCCCUUCAAAUAUUGCUUCACUUUUGGAGGCCCAGGUGGGCAUGGUUGUGAAGCCUCUACUACUUAA
Messenger RNA from Cucumis sativus (cucumber), 1275 nucleotides. RefSeq lists its product as uncharacterized. The record is from RefSeq and is a predicted model, not a curated record. The transcript is spliced from 7 exons. Bases 1 to 1275 code for a protein of 424 amino acids. NCBI's taxonomy places the organism in Eukaryota, Viridiplantae, Streptophyta, Magnoliopsida, Cucurbitales, Cucurbitaceae.